CACCACCGCAUGACUCAGCCUCACGGCCGAAGAUGGCCCGCCGCCACCUUUUCACCUUUAAGGCGUGGUGACCCGACGUUUUCGUGAUGACCUCCCCCAACAUCGGCCCGCUUGCCACCUUACAUCAUCGAGGGGGGAAACCGCUUACGCUUGCCAUUUCUGACUGCUUCAUCUUUGGAGUCUUGCAUUUGUAUCUAAGGCAUCGGUUAUUGUCCGCUUCUCGUUCCAUUUCCCAUCCGCCUCUUAUCCUCUCUCUAUAGCAUCAUAGCGCUCAGUUCGGCUAGAAAUAACCCCUCCUCCAGCAAACCCAAUCCGCUGCACAAAACUUUACUCAUCCAACCCGGCCAGCCAUCUCGUGAUUUACCAGUGCUUUCUGGUAAAUCUUUAUCUCUUACCUGCACAGUCGCCAAAAUUCCUCCCUCGGGCUUGAAGCGAAAGGCGACCGAGGCGUCGAUUACAUCACAGGACGAACUCCAUCUACCGAACAAGAAGCUCGCCGCCUCGCCUGCUGCCUUGGUCGCGCCGAUAACUCCUCCUACACCACCGAUUACAAAUAACGAUACCGGUAUGGAUUCAGAGGAAGAUUUUUCCCAAAUGUCGAGCGACGACGAGAUCAUGCUCGACAGUGGCGAGGAGCUUGAUCUCUCUGGAGCCGAUGAUUUCGAUGACGCCGAUUUUGACGAUGCCGAUUUCGAUGAACCGGACCCUGAUUUCGGGCUCUCUCCGAAAGAUGUCAACAAAACCAAGACACCCGCGCACGUGGUGCCCUUUAAAGUUUACGAGCCGGUCGAUAUCCAAAGCCAACAGGACGACAUGAUCAACGAAGUAAACAUGAUUCUCGACAUGAGAAAAGAAGAUGCCGCUAUAAUGUUGCGUCACUUCCGUUGGAAUAAGGAGCGCUUGCUAGAAGAUUACAUGGAUCGACCAGAAAAGGUACUUGAAGCCGCAGGGUUAAGCAGCAACACGUCUAGCUUGCCUAAACUAGAGGCGAUUCCUGGUUUCAUGUGCGAUAUUUGCUGCGAAGACGAAGAGGGUCUGCAGUCGUUCGCGUUAAAGUGUGGUCACAGAUACUGUGUCGACUGCUACCGCCAAUAUCUAACGCAGAAAAUUCGGGAUGAGGGAGAAGCUGCUAGAAUUCAGUGCCCAUCUAGUAACUGUGCCCUGAUUUUAGACUCUAGAUCUCUUGAUCUAUUGGUUACCGACGAUUUGACCGGUCGUUACCACGAGCUCCUAAACCGCACAUAUGUUGAAGAUAAGGACACGUUCAAGUGGUGUCCUGCCCCGGACUGCCCGAAUGCCGUGGAAUGCGGUGUCAAGAAGAAGGACCUUGAUCGAAUUGUUCCCAGCGUAGAGUGCGUCUGUGGAGAACGCUUCUGCUUCGGUUGUCCAAACCCGGACCACCAGCCCGCACCGUGCGCUUUGGUCAAGAAGUGGUUGAAGAAGUGUGCUGAUGAUUCCGAAACCGCCAACUGGAUCUCGGCAAACACUAAGGAGUGCCCGCAGUGCCAGUCGACUAUUGAAAAGAACGGCGGUUGCAACCACAUGACGUGCCGAAAAUGCAAGUACGAGUUCUGCUGGAUGUGUAUGGGUCUCUGGUCAGAGCACGGAACGAGCUGGUAUAGUUGCAACAGGUUCGAAGAGAAGAGCGGUUCCGAGGCCCGAGAUGCGCAAGCAAAAUCAAGAGUAUCCCUCGAGCGAUACUUGCAUUAUUACAACCGAUAUGCCAAUCACGAACAGUCAGCCCGACUUGACAAAGAUAUCGCCAAUAAGACUGAGCGAAAAAUGGUCCAGCUGCAGUCCAGCUCUGGCAUGUCAUGGAUCGAGGUCCAGUACCUCAAUUCUGCCUCCCAGGCUCUCCAAACCUGCCGUCAGACUCUCAAGUGGACAUAUGCAUUCGCCUUUUAUCUCGCAAAGAACAACCUUACAUCCAUCUUUGAAGAUAACCAACGGGAUCUGGAGAUGGCUGUCGAAAACCUGUCCGAGAUGUUUGAGAAGCCAAUCGAAGAGCUCUCAAACGCGAAGCUCAAGGUUGACAUUAUGGACAAGACAUCUUACUGCACAAAGCGACGAUUGAUCCUACUCGACGACACGGCUGACAAUCUUGCUCAUGUUAAAUGGACGUUUAAUGAUGAUCUCACAGCGCCAGCUGCUCCUACUGUGCCAGCAGUUAAGCAAUAGAGAAUGCGGCAUUUCAAACUCCAAAUACAGCUUAAAGAAGGCAUUUGAUAUAGAAGAGAUGCUUGGCUUUUCGGCUUACUCGGUAUUCUGGUUCCUUUUCGAACCCUUUCUUUUCCUUUUGUUGAGCACAAGACUCAUUGGGACGCGGCGCUAUCAUUGGUAUUUUAUCAUCACCAACCCCCAUCUUUUCUCCUUUUUUGUACUUUUGGUCGUCGCGGACGAGCCUAUGAUGAUUAUGAAAGACGUUGUAGACGAUAGGCAGCAGCAGGUGUUGGGGCGCUCUGGCAUUUUACAUAACGAAUACAUACAUAUAUAUACAUACUAUUAACCAGUACUGGGAAUAUGUGAUUAUGAAGGGCAGAAAGGAUAGAAUCAAUCAAGCUGAAAUGUAUUGUAUGACAAUGCUACACCGUGGUAUUAUACUAAUAUUUUCCUACACGCCCAAAAACGCCCAUAAUGUAAUAACAAGAUAAAAAACGCCAAACCAUGCCCAACAUAAUCCAUACCAGUAAAUGCCGCUUUCAGUUCUACAAAUUCCAAAACACGCAUAUCAAUUUUCAUGACGAAUAUACAAAUCGUCCCAGGUCAAGUUUCCUGCCAGGAAGGACCUCCUCGCUCUCAUCCUCGCUCUCUUCAGCCAUCAUAUCUUCACUGCCCUUGUGCAAAGCCUCGACCUCGUCCAAGUCCACUCGAGGGAGCGGCACAAAAGAUGGGUUUACUGGGAGGCCGGCAAACGACUUCUUCUGUGGCAUAGGUCGGGGAGCAGGGGACACGCCAAAUGCAUUGGCACUGAGACGCUGCAAGGGUGUCAUCCGCGAGCGUGCAGUCGAUGGCGCGGUUGAUGGAGUCGCCAUGACGCUGAAGACGGACGAUUGUGCGGACACGGGAGUAGCAGAUUGGCGGGAGGCAGAGUAUGUGAAGCGGUUAACAGAGAGGGGGGCUGGCGUAGAGAGUGAUUGUGAGAGAAUAGCCUUUGUAGCCUUGGGGGGAGGCAUGGCCUCAAAGGAUGAAUCUGGGGUGGAGGUGUGUUCCAAGUCUUUAGCCAAGUCGGAUGAGCUAGACACUGUUGUGGCAAUGGACUCCUGAGUGUCCGUUUGCGAGUCGUCCUUGGCCUUGUCUUCAAAGAUGGCGAUGCUCUUCUUGGGUAGUUUACUUGGCGUCCACGAGUCCAAGUCGGGCAUGGCAAGAAGUGCCUCUUCGACAGAGUCAUCUGAGAGUAGGUAUGCCUCGCUCUUGGAUCUUCUCGGGCUCACUCUCGUCUUGGGGAAGAACUUGCUCUUCUUGGGAGAGUCAUCCGUUGCAUCUGCUUCGUCGCACAGACGCGCCUUCUUCUGAGGUCGAGCUUGAGGCUCCGAUUUUGGUGUCGUGAUCGAGGGUCGAGAGACAGACUGGCGAGGCUCCGCGGGGCUGCUAGCAGCCUUUGCAAACAGCUCUGCGAUAGCUACAGGUUCGGUCCGACGUCGAUUCAGACGAGGAGAGGUGCGACGACCAGCCAGAUUAGUAGCCUCAAUGUAAGGACGAGGCAGUGGGAAGACUCGAGGCACACGUCCACCGUCUGUGAGCUGGGCAACACGCUGCGGGUCAGCGGAGAAGCAGUUGGGGUCCAUUGAACCCAUUGGAAUUCUGCCGUGGUUUUUGAAGUAUGAGUUGAUGGGCUUGCGAAUCUGCUCGGUAGAGGAUGGCAACUUUGUUGGUGUAAAUCGUCGCUUUGAAGGUGUAAUCUGAGUGAUAAUAGGCUGCUUGGUAAUGGGGUUAUAGUCGCCAUUGGCGAUUGCUCUAGCUAGCUUUGGCUCGACGUAGGCUCCGAUGAAUGGCAUCUCAGCUGCUGUUCGUGUACCGUCGAGCUCAGUAAGAUGAACAAGCUCCUUUUUCUCGGGGCAGAAUACCCAUUGGUGUAAAAAUGUCAGCUCUGCUUGGUAAAACUGUGUGAGAUAGUUUUCUGAAACACGCUUGCCAUCAAACUGCAUCAUCUUGACAACGCGCUCUGGAGUUUUGGAUUUUCGGAGCAUCCGGUAGGCUGUCUUCAGUCCAACGCCAGGAAGGCCAUUAAGGUAGUCACAUCCGCUCAUGAUGGCCAUGUGACGGAAGUCGGCAUCCGACCAUCCUGUUAGCGAUACCUCGCGAACUGCACAGAAGUCGCGACGGUUGAUUUCAAUGCAGUUACCAACUUGAUCCAAUUUUGUGAGCAGACGCUUAGCUCCAAAAACCAGCAAGUCAGAGUCGUCGGAAAGAAUACCAUCGAUAAGCCCCUUUCGUUCAAGAUAUACCAAUUGAGCAUCGGCUUCGUAUGGGGCGACGACAUAGGGGAUGUCGAGCUUCUUGAGCUCCUGAAUAAGAGCAGAAGCCAUUUCGGGAGUGAUAUCGACGCACUUUUGAAAUUCUUGGGUCGCUGCGCUAUGCUUGCCAGCCUUCAUCAAGUCAUCGGCCAGCUUCUUCUUUUCGUCACGCUUCUUGGCUCUCGAUUCUUCGGUGGCGGCUUUGCUAGGGAGGUAGUCGCCGUCAAAUACCAUGUAG
[Torrubiella] hemipterigena is the source of this 4692-nucleotide messenger RNA. Lineage: Eukaryota; Fungi; Ascomycota; Sordariomycetes; Hypocreales; Clavicipitaceae. The record is from the annotation of a GenBank genome assembly.